Bactrocera tryoni is the source of this 538-nucleotide messenger RNA. Its product is annotated as putative nuclease HARBI1. The coding region runs from base 23 to 538 and encodes 171 amino acids. The record is from RefSeq and is a predicted model, not a curated record. The transcript has 2 exons. NCBI's taxonomy places the organism in Eukaryota, Metazoa, Arthropoda, Insecta, Diptera, Tephritidae.
GUCGCAGAUUUUAACAAAAGUGAUGUGCCUCUUAGAGAAUUACAUUUGCGGUCAGUGGGUAAAACUUUCUAUGGAUGAUAGCGAAAAAUUGAUUUCAAGAAAUCACUUUUUUGGAAAGUACAAAAUACCCGGAAUAGUCGGUUGUAUAGAUGGAACACAUAUAAAAAUAAUAAAACCACCUGAUAAUGAGCAUUUAUAUUUUAACAGAAAGGGAUAUUUUAGCAUAAAUGCGAUGAUAAUUUGUGACAACGAUAUGCAAAUACGUGCAGUUGAUGCGCGGUAUCCCGGUUCAAGUCAUGAUGCAUUCAUCUGGGGUAUGAGUCACGCUAAACAAUAUUUCCGUACACAGUAUGAGAGUGGGCAGCGUUCAUUGAGGUUGCUGGGCAAUUGCGGCUACGGAAUUGAACCAUUUCUGUUAACACCUUAUAGAGAUCCACAGUUUAACUCAAUGGAGUAUAAGUUUAACAUAACACAUACGGCUGCACUGAAUAUUGUUGAAAGGACAAUCGGAGUUUUAAAGAGCCCAUUAUCGCCCUGA